Paramormyrops kingsleyae is the source of this 3595-nucleotide messenger RNA. NCBI's taxonomy places the organism in Eukaryota, Metazoa, Chordata, Actinopteri, Osteoglossiformes, Mormyridae. The record is from RefSeq and is a predicted model, not a curated record.
AUUUUGUGCAAAUGUGAUAUGACUGAUAAUAUCAGAAAAUGCAGUACCUAUUUCCUUAUAUAUCUUUGACUGUAUAUCUGGAAACUUAAUAAGGUACAAUAGGCUCCACUGCAAACCAGCUAUAAUGGUAUCAAAACCUGAAGAGACAGAAACACAUUAAUAAUGACUAGAAUAUCACUAUCAGUAUGAUUAACAAAGACAAGAUGACUAAAUGCAUUAACAUACCAACGUAUAACUUGUAGACUAUUGGUGAAAAUUCACCAAACUCAUAUGCUUACAUCUAUAUGAGAUAAUAACAUUGAUAAUAAUAUGAAACAUUCAAAAAACAUUUGAAAAAAACAACAACAAUUUAAAUGUGGUAUAACAAAAACUAUAACCUGGAAUUCUGUGUGCAGUCACACGUUUGUCCAGCCUACUCACACUAUAAAAAAUAAUUUCAUCUGAUAUCAUGUGACCUAGCAAAUUCUGCUUCACUGAAACUGCAGUGCAGAUCUAAAUUAUAUGCUGAUCCCAAAAAAUGCCCUCCUGUGUAGUAUUUCACUGAAUUUGACAUUUUUCCCCAACCAAAAAAAUGCUAAAUAGAUAAAUGUUAUGUAUGAGUUUUAUGCAGAAACAACACAGCAUAUGUAAAUAAUAAUAUGACUGGGUUUUUAUAUAUUGCGUGUGACAAACCAGUCACAAAAUAAAAGGAGCUUUAUAAACAUAACAGUAUGCAUUUAGUGAAAGCAAACGCUGUAGCAAAGAAGUCUGAGAAGAAUUACAAAUGUUAAACAUGCAUGUAAAAAAUGUCACCUUAUUUCUCAUCCAACUCUCAACGCUGAUACAAUCCCAGGGAAAACAUCUGGAUUAUAAAAUGCUGUUUUGAGCAAAUGAGGAACAAAUGCAGUACUUGCAAGUUUCUAAAUGCCAGAAUAAUGAGCAAAGAAAAAGUUAUAUUUAUCAACAAUGACUGGCACAAUUCCAGUUGCGGAAGGAGAAUCCCAGUGUACAACCCAGCCACCGGGGAGUUGAUCUGUGAGGUCGAGGAGGGAGACAAAGAAGACAUAGACAAAGCUGUGAAAUUUGCCCGGCAGGCUUUCCAGCUGGGUUCUCCCUGGCGUCAGAUGGACGCCUCAGGACGUGGCCGUCUGCUGGACGAGCUAGCUGACCUGGUGGAGCGCGACCGGCAGAUACUGGCUACGUUAGAGGCCAUUGACUCGGGGAAGCUAUUCCUAACUGCCUACUAUGCGGAUUUGAUUGGUACAAUUAAAACACUGCGUUACUACGCGGGCUGGGCUGACAAGAUUCAGGGGAAGACGAUCCCAGUAGAUGGCGAGUAUUUCACAUUCACACGGCAUGAACCAAUAGGGGUGUGUGGUCAAAUUAUACCGUGGAACUUUCCGUUGCUGAUGUUUACAUGGAAGAUCGCCCCAGCACUGUGCUGCGGAAAUACCGUGGUCAUCAAACCGGCCGAGCAGACGCCUCUGUCCGCUCUCCACAUGGCAGCACUCAUCAAAGAGGCAGGAUUUCCCGCAGGUGUUGUAAAUGUCGUACCGGGGUACGGGCCCACAGCAGGCCAUGCCAUCGCCCAUCACAUGGACAUUGACAAAGUGGCCUUCACCGGCUCCACGAACGUUGGAAAACUCAUUAAAAAGGCAGCUGGGGACAGUAACCUGAAGCGUGUCACUCUGGAACUUGGAGGAAAGAGUCCCAACAUUGUUUUUGCAGAUUGUGACUUGGAACAUGCCGUGGAGCAAGCCCACCAUGGCCUGUUCUUCAACCAGGGCCAGUGCUGCAUCGCAGGGUCCAGGGUGUUUGUGGAAGAGCCCAUUUAUGAGGAGUUUGUGCGCAGGAGUGUGGAGCGUGCCAAGAGGCGAGUCCUGGGAAACCCUUUAGUACCUGGUGUGGACCAGGGACCACAGAUUGAUAAGAAACAGUUUGAUAAAAUCCUGGAGCUCAUUGAAAGUGGGAAGAGAGACGGGGCAAAACUGGAGUGCGGUGGCAGGGCCUGGGGGCAGAAGGGCCUCUUCAUUCAGCCCACAGUCUUCUCAGAUGUCACCGAUGACAUGCGCAUCGCCAAAGAAGAGAUAUUUGGACCAGUCCAGCAGAUAAUGAAGUUCAGCAGUACUGAGGAAGUGAUUAAGAGGGCAAAUAACACGCAGUACGGAUUGGCAGCAGGACUCUUCACCAACGACCUUAACAAAGCACUCACCAUCUCCUCUGCACUGCAGGCUGGUACAGUCUGGGUCAACUGCUAUGGCGCAGUGUCUUCUCAGUGCCCGUUUGGUGGAUAUAAGAUGUCAGGAAACGGAAGGGAAAUGGGUGAAUAUGGUCUGGAGGAAUACACAGAAGUAAAGACUGUGACCAUCAAAAUACCACAGAAGAAUUCAUAAAUUAAAAUCCCUCGUGGGACUGCAUAUGACGUACAUUUAGUGCUGUGUGUAGGUUAUUCUUCCAGCUGUUUUGAAUGUUGCUAUUAACCGCCAUUAUUUAGUAUAACGUUUCAGUCUCUACUAAGUAUGAAUGAGCACGAUGACUUAACUGCUUAAGAUCUGAAAUAAAUUUGCAAUAUUCAUGAGUUAUAAUUAUUUACAAAAUCCAAGAAAUCUUAAUGCAACCGAAUCAUUACUAUAAAAACAACAGAUGCAGCCAAGCAAGUUAUUUAAAUUUUCAAAGUCAUGCAAUAUUUUGUGUAUACCAGUGCAUCCUGGUAUAUAUAGGCUAGGCCAAGAUGGAGACAUUAAUAGUUGUUGCUAUGUGUUAUUUCUGAAAAAUUAAGCAGUAUUUUAGGUACAGUACUACUAUGGACUCAUCUGUCUUCCAACCACUGAACCUGGUCAGGGCCUGGAGCCCAGGCCAGGCAGCACAGAGCACAAGGCUGCUUUACACCCUGCAUGGGUUCCAGGCCAUUUCAGGGCAAGAUAGGUUCACAAAGGUAAUUAUGCCAACUGUAGAUAUUUUUACAUUGUUUUUUUCUUUAAACAUGUGAAACAAACCAUGUAUAACAUUUGAAGAGUAGUGGAUAACUGAUCAUAUUACAGAUGCUAGCCAAUUGAGAACAGGUGUGACGAAGUAAAAUACAGUAUGGCAAUGUAACACGGAAAUGUAUAAAGUAUAUUAGAAUUUUUAGCUGAAUACAUAGAUUGAUCCUAUAUUACCUCAGUUGCUCAUACAUUAUCUUUAUAGGUACAAACAAGGCUAAAUUUGUUGUUAAAUCUUUGAUUAUUAAUGCAUUACUACUAAAAUAAAGCAAAUAUAUGAUUAAAUAAUGAAUAAAAUCUAUAAAUGUCUCAUUCUGCCCAGAAACAUGGCAGAUGGUGUUUGGAAAAGUUGCUCAGUAACAUUCAGUACAAUGACAUCAUAGAAGGCAGAGCACAACGGUUCAUUGCUUUUAUUUCACUGAUGACCUUCUUAUUUUAUUAAGUUUAGAGGUAGUGUUUUGGGCUAGCUUCCUAAAUAUAAAUAAUUCUUUUACCCAUUUGAAAUCGGUGUUUCAGUGUUGCUCAACAAGCCUAAGUUGGUAAAUUGAAUAUAAAAGUCUAAUGUGUUAUAAUUCUGUUGCUGAAUCGGUGUAUCGGUACUGACAAUAAAAAUUGCUAAUGCUUAUCAGUGUGCA